Messenger RNA from Chroicocephalus ridibundus (black-headed gull), 8045 nucleotides. RefSeq names its product kinesin family member 27 (gene KIF27). The record is from RefSeq and is a predicted model, not a curated record. Gene Ontology annotation, molecular function: ATP binding; microtubule binding; microtubule motor activity. The transcript is spliced from 19 exons. The coding region runs from base 1504 to 5874 and encodes 1456 amino acids. Gene Ontology annotation, cellular component: microtubule associated complex. Lineage: Eukaryota; Metazoa; Chordata; Aves; Charadriiformes; Laridae. Gene Ontology annotation, biological process: spindle elongation; microtubule-based movement; mitotic spindle organization.
GCGCCGCUCUGCCGCCGUGGCCGCCGUUGGCGCCGUUGCCUAGCGAGGGGCCGCAAACAACGGGCAGGGACCGGCCGCCGCCGCCCCGGCCGGCUCCGCCGCGGCCUGCCCGCUUCCCGGCCGCGUCCCUCACACCGGGAGCCGCGGCGGAGCUUGGCGGCACCCCCCCUCAGUCCGGCCCCCUGGAUUCCGCGGCCCCGGGCGGCUCCCGGGACCCAGACGUGACCCCGCUCCCGGCUGCUCUCAGGUUUGGAGUAAAAGGUGCACGGCGGGACACGGCGAACGUGGGAAAUGGGCUGUCCCGCUCCCCAGAUACCCCUGACAGUGCAUUUGCUCCCGCUUUCUGGCAGCCAAGAGCACACCGUGUGUCGACGCCAGAAUAGUUUCUCCACUCUGGAUGUCCAAGUUGUCAAACUAAAUGGAAUAAAAUGAUGUGCAAAACCUGUUCUCUUUGCAACCGCAAGACAGCAACUGUUCAAGCCUGUUUGUUUUCAACAAACUUGAAUUCUGGGGGCUUGGCUGACGAGUUUUGCCAGUAUGGUAAUACAGCUUUCUUAAAGGCAAUGUGUAGGAGUUAGCAAGCAGAAAGUUCAGCAAACUUUCCCUUGCACUGCGAAAACUCUUAGAAUUAGGGAUAAAAAAAGAAAAAAAAAAAAAAGAAAAAGUUGUGUUUGGGAUCCAGCGGUACCUGUGAAGAUUUUUGAAUGCUGAUGAAAGACAGCUGUAAAGAAAGGCCAUUCCUUGAUAUUUACAGUUGUGCUACUGUACAGUGCUUAUAUCAUAAGAGUGAAUAUGCAGGGAGCAGUGUAAGGAAACAAGGUUGCUAAAAUGUGCAAUUAACAAAAAAAUUACAUAUGUGCUUAAAGAUGCAGACUAAAAUCAGAGGAAUUCUGUAUGUAUGUAAUUAGAUAGACUUAAAACCACACGUCCUUUUUAAGCAGUACAACUGCAUUCUGUGUGCUUGGCAAAUUACAAAUGCUUGGCACUUCUUACAUGGAAGAGGGUUUUAAAACACCUGUUUGCAUAUACAUAUAACUUUUUGAAAAAAAAGGAUUUGUUUGGCUGAUUUAUGUUGCAUGAAUGCAGGGAUAGGAAAAUGAGAGGAUUCAUUGUAAGCAUGUGCUUUAUCAACAGUGUUUAUUAACAAGCUCUUAGGACGUUAUUGCUUCAUAUGGCUGUGUUAUGUUCAAAUAGAAAAUCAGGCAACUUUCAGACUCAAGGUUAAGUCUACUAGCUUGGAAAUUAAUAGAGGCAAAAUUAAUUUAUUAAUUGAUGUAACAGCUAUUAAUAUAGCUGCUUUCAUAUCGGGUAGUUUUCAAGAGCUUGAUGGUGCUUAUGUAUUCUUUAGGAAAUGUCAACUUUCUACUUCAGCAGGAAGUUAGUAUUUAUUAUAUAACAUGGAAAACUUUUUUUCUUAGUUGCAGACAACUGUGAAUAAGGCGAACACAGGAGUGGUAACAGAUUUCUUGUUGACUACGUGAAUACUGAGUGGGGAGCACAGGGAUGGAAUCUGGCAUGGAGGAGAUCCCAGUUAAAGUUGCAGUUCGAAUCAGACCUCUGCUUUCCAAAGAAGUACUUCAUAACCACCAAGUGUGUGUGAGAUUAGUCCCAAAUACACAACAAAUUAUCAUUGGGAAAGACCGUGUCUUCACUUUUGAUUUUGUAUUUGGCAAAAACUCAACUCAAGAAGAAGUUUUUACUGUUUGCAUUAAGCCUCUUCUAGUAUCUUUGGCUGAGGGAUACAAUGCUACAGUGUUUGCAUAUGGACAGACAGGUUCUGGGAAGACUUACACCAUUGGAGGUGGCCACAUUGCAUCAGUUGCAGAGGAUGAAAAGGGCAUAAUCCCACGGGCGAUUCAGGAAUUAUUUCAGCAUAUUUCUGAAAACCGUAACAUUGACUUCCAUGUGAAAGUAUCUUAUAUAGAGGUUUACAAGGAAGAACUUCGAGAUUUGUUGGAGUUGGAGACCUCUGUGAAAGAAUUACAUAUCCGAGAAGAUGAAAAGGGAAAUACAGUGAUUGUCGGUGCUAAGGAAUUCCAAGUAGAAUGUGCAGAUGAAGUGCUAAGCCUAUUGGAAAGUGGCAAUGCAGCUCGUCACACAGGCACAACACAAAUGAAUGAACACUCUAGUCGAUCUCACGCCAUUUUUACCAUCAGUAUUUGUCAGAAACAGUCCACAGAGUCUCAAAAAAAUACUGAUGCCGCACAGGAUUCAUCUUGGAAAUCAGUCCAGGUGAUUGCUUCAAAGUUUCAUUUUGUGGAUUUGGCAGGAUCAGAGAGGGUGACAAAGACUGGAAAUACUGGUGAACGCUUCAAAGAGUCAAUUCAGAUCAACAGUGGUCUGCUGGCCUUGGGAAAUGUCAUCAGUGCCCUUGGAGACCCCAAAAGAAAAAGUGUACAUAUUCCAUACAGGGAUGCUAAAAUCACUCGUAUUCUGAAAGACUCCCUUGGAGGAAAUGCCAAGACUGUCAUGAUAACAUGUAUAAGUCCCUCCUCAUCAGACUUCGAUGAAUCUUUAAAUUCCCUCAAAUAUGCCAACAGAGCCAAAAACAUUAGAAAUAAACCAGUUGUAAAUUACAAUCCCGAUCAAGACCGGAUUGAUGAAAUGGAACUUGAAAUCAGAUUGCUUCGAGAAGCUUUGCAGAACCAGCAAGUCGGUAAUCAGUGUACACACGACUUAAAUCAAGAAAGGACUCGUAUCAGUUCACUUGAGGAGCAGCUCACCCGGCUUCAGGUUCAAUGUUUUAGUUAUAGAAAUUGUGUAGAUGAAGCCUUCCCAUUUCUGGUUGAUCUGAAUGAUGAUGUUAGCUUAAAAAGAAGUCAGCGGGAGAGGUUGCAGAGCUGGAUCGCUAUGGUACAGGAAGUAAGGAAGGAAGCUCUCACCAUGCAGGAAACUGACAUGGGGACUGGGACUAGCCAAGAGACACAUCACAUCACAAUUCUUCAGCUAAAGAGGGAAUUAAAGAAAUGCCAGCAGGCUCUAGUUAUGGAUGAAGAAGUAUUUAGCCAGAAGGAUCAUGAACUGCAGAUACUGCAGAAUCAGAUAAAAACAUUACUACAGGAAAAUGAAGAACACCUGGAAUCUUUAAAGGAGGCUCAAGAAACACAUAGAUUACAGAAUGAGAAAAUGGUGGAACAGCAAAUGCUUAUUGAUCAGCUAAAAGAAAAAUUAGAGAAGUUUACAGAUGUGAAAACUUUGGAUUUCUCAUGUGCUUGUGGACAUGGGCCAGCUGUUGUGGCAUCUACAAGGAGGCCAUACAGUGUCCCACUCACAAAGAGUCUGCUACACUCCCUUCACCCUCCUUCAGGGACAGAGACCCGAAAGGCUUAUACCAGCCCCCCUGCCUUCUCCCUGGCCCGGGUAAUGGCAGAAUUCCGUGCUCGCAGCCAGAUGAUACUGAGCAACAUAGAAGAUCAGGAUAAAGUCCUUCACUGCCAUCUCUCUGAUCAGAGUGAUGAAGAGGAAGAAAAUACAGGCAGCAAAAAGAAAACCUCAUUUAAGCAUUCGAUAAACCGAACAUGGACACGAAAACAGGCAUCUCUGUGCUUUCUUCCUGAUUUAAGUGACAUGAAGUAUCAAACAGACAAGUCUGGUUUAGCCACCAAAUCUGCGCUACAGACUGACAGAACCACAGGUGAAGAGAUUAACAGCCUCCAGAAAAGUCACGUUUUUAACAUGCAGAAGCUAAAGAAUUCAGAGUUGAGACUCAUUGAGGCCGAGCAAAAAAUGAGAGAACUUGCACUUAAUAUCAAAAUGAAAGAGGAACUUAUUAAGGAAUUAGUAAGAACAGUGCUACUGAUCUCUUCGAGGACAUGUGUUUGUCACAUGGUGUCUGGGAUAGGAGAGAAGAUACACCACUGUGCUGGGAAUGUAAGCAUUCCCAGCACAGCAGUAGAGACGCAGGAGUCACAAGUGGAUGAGGGAAAAGGUAAGGAUGCUCAGUCUGUAAGCAGGCAAUAUUCUUUGAAGAUAACUAAACUGGAGCAAGAAUCUGAGCAGGCCAAAAUGGAGCUGGCUGAAACACAAAAGUGGCUUCAGGAGCUGGACAGUAAGGAGCUGAAAGACAUUCCUGAGAAAGCCAAGUUACAAAAAGAGUUCCGGAAGAAGAUGGAUGCAGCUAAGUUGAAAGUGCAGGCCUUGCAGAAGAAGCAGCAAGACACUAAGAGUCUGGCUUCGUUAUCUAACCAAAGUGAGAGACAAGCAACAGAACUUGAGCAGAACGUGGCUCAGAUGAAGCAUCAGCAGAUCCAGCUACAGAAGAGACUGUGUGAGGAGAGAGAAAAAAAGAAGCAACUAGAAGCAGAGAUUCAGCGGGACCAGCAACAAAUUAAAGAACUUCAACUAAAGAUGGAGCAACAACAGAAGAUCCUUAAACUUAAGGAUAAAGAGAUUGCUGCAUUUAAAAAGAAGAAAAAUAACUCGGUGGGAACUUCACAGGAGCUACAGAAAUUAGAAGAGCAAAAGAAAUGGCUGGAUGAAGAAAUUGAAAGAAUUCUCCAACAGCACCAACAGUUAGCAGAACUAGAAGAAGAUUUAAAGAAAAGAGAAGCCAUUGUAGCCAAAAAAGAAGCAUUACUGCAAGAGAAAAGUCACUUGGAAAUCAAGAAACUGAGAUCUAGCCAGGCUUUAAACAAAGAUAGUAUGAAAUUGUCUACUCGCUUAAGUGUGCUGGAUCAAGAACUGUGUGAUAAAGGUAUGCAGCUUCAGGGCAGCACCACUGAAGAUAAGACAGACAUUUUGGAAAAAAUUCAGGUUCUCCAGACGGAAAGGGAUCAGCUGCUCAUAAGAAGAAAUAGCGUGGAUGAGAAACUGAAAGAUGGUAAAGUGUUGUCAACUGAAGAAGAACAUGUCCUUUUCCAGCUGGAAGAAGGAAUUGAAGCCCUGGAGGCUGCUAUUGAUUACAAGAAUGAAAGUAUUCAGAAUCGCCAGCACUUGCUUAGGUCAUCUUCUCAGAUUCUUUCACAGAGCGAGAAUAAUGUAAUAGGAAAACUAGUUUCCCUGUCUGCUGCCGAGCUCAGAGCUAUCCUUUUCAAAUAUUUCAACAAGAUUGUUGGUCUACGUGAGUCUGAACGAAAAUUACAACUGCAGAUUGAAGAACAGGAAAUGAAGGUCAUCGACCAGGAAAACAUAAUACGUGAAUUAGAGUCUGCACUUGAACACGUCAAGUUGCAGUGUGACAGGCGGCUGACCAUACAACACAAAGAACACGAGAAAAAACUACAGUUAAUACUGCAUCAUUUCAAAGAACAAGAUAAUGAAGGUAUUGCAGAAACCUUGAAAGGGUACGAAGUAAAAGUCCAGCAACUGGAAAAAGACUUAUUUUUCUAUAAGAAAACCAGCAGAGAGCUGAAGAAAAAAUUGAAGGGCCUCUUUGGAGAGUCAUCCCAUCAAUUAUUGGCAUCCCCUAAAUGUAACAGUACUGGUGACAAGGCAUCCAGUCAAGAAGACGCAGAAGUUGCUUCUGAAGAAUUCAAGUCUACACUUAACCUUGAAACCAACAGUCAACCAGGGAAAAUAAAAGAAACAGACAGAACAAGUAUCUUAAGAGCACAGCAGAAUUCAUACAAGCUUGGAGAAGAUGUUUCUGAAUUUGGGUGCAACAAAGAGUGUUUGUCAAGCACUAGUGAUGACAAAACAGGAACCGAUGAACCUCAGGCUUCAAAAUCUCAUCCUCAGCUACCUUCUGUCAUCCAGAGAAGAGAAACCGUAACACAGUUUCAAGGAGUAACUCCAGUAAAACUGUCACGCCGAGAGCUACGUCAUAUUCCUCCCUCUGAAUUAUCUUUGAGACGCUCGAGCCUUGGAGGUGGUGUCGGUUUUAUUGCUCCAGAUUCCAUUGAAAUGGACAAAAAGUCUAGUGUCACUAAGACAUAGUUACUCUUCGUUGCAUUUUUACUAGCUGUUGCUACUGAAGCAACUGUAUUAGAUUUCUUUGUUCAUGGUCUUAAGUAUCAACCGUGGAUAAAUGAGUAAGUGUUCUUUAGUUCUUACUGCUCACCAUCGAGUCGUUAGGUGUUACGCUCACACAGUUUCAUUGAAUCUGAGAUGAAUUUUAACUGACACAGUAUCUAAGAACUGUCAUUCAAAGGCCUUUGAACAUUGAAGAAAUUAUUUAUAUUGGUUUGGUUUUUUGCAGUAACUUCAAAAAAUAUAAAUGUUUUUCAAAAAUUGUACUGUAAAGUGCACUGCACUUGCAUAACUUAGGUUUCCUUGAACAAUAUUGUACUUUGCUUUCUUGGGUAGAAACAGUAACAAACUAUUUAAUUUAUUUGGAUAUACAGCUAGAAAAUUUAGUUGUCAGUUGUCACCUACUAUUGAUAAUGACUGGCUGCUGUAGAUUUUUUUAUCUAAAAACAUUUUAUAUGAACCAUGUUUGAGAUAAAAAUUGGUACGUAAAGAUAAAUUUGUUCCUGAAAACGUAAAAUACUUACUUUUCUUUUUUCUUCUUUACAGCUUAUUUAUGAAAUUAAGAGAAUUGCUUAUUUUGCUUUCUGUUUUUGUUUGUUGGGGAUUUAAAGAAUUGCACUUGGCAACUCAAAGUGUGAUAUUUAUUUCUGUACUACCAAAAUGGAAAGAAAAAAAGAGGACCAAAUUCAGCAUACUUUAGGUAAGCCAGAUGGACCAAUAUAUUAUUUUAUUUGUACUACUUAGUCAUGUCCUUUCACAGACAACUUAUUCUUCUGGAUUCCAUAUCUGCUUGAGACCAAGGACUACACAUAUCCUUCAGUUUACUGUUAUACUGUUGUUGGUAAUGCAUUCAGGAUGAAAAGCAAAUCUUUUUUGUAAGAGGACAGUGGUCACUGAGAAGGCAUACACUUAACAGCUGCACAAACCUGAAGGCAGAGACCAGCAUGUCCGCAUUUAAAUGAGACCAACAUUUCUAAGUAUAACUCUCUCCUACAUGAGAAGUGGCAGUAUGGAAAGUAAGGUUAGCUUUCUUUUAGUGGUGGACAUCAGCCAGUCGUGUUUGAAAAUGUUGUCUUAGAUUAUCAAUGUACCUAGGAAAUCUUGCUUUCUGCUAUUAUCUAGGCAAGGUCUUAUGUAUAGCAUGUAUGGGUAUAAGUAUAAAAGAACUGCAUUUUUCCAUGCUGCAAACACAGUUGAAAUCUGUCCACAUGACAAAGAUGCUAUUAUAUUACAGCAUGAUAAAUGGACCUAUUGUCUUGUGGCACAUUUUAAAAUUUGCUGUGUAGACUGCAAAAUAUUUCAUUCUAAUCAGAUAGAUAAACCACUUAACAUGUCAAAUGAUUGUAUCUUUCACAAUUAUACCUAAUUACUACCUAUUAUUCAGCUGAAUUCUGAGAAAAGGAUUGGGGUCUUUCUUUAUGGCUUUUGGUUGGGCUUGAUUGUUUUUACUGUUGUGGAAGUACUGUGCCUUAAGUUUAAUACUAGUGUAUAUAUCAUUCACUUAAUGUUUCUAGUCAAAAAAACAAUAAACAGAAAUAUGUAAAUAUAGUUUCAAAUGUGCACUUACUUACUACAUCUCGGUAUUAAAUGAAGGAAUUGUUGAAGGCAUUUCUUCUCAAGAUAAUACUGUGCAUUAUCACACGCCUGAUAUUACUCUAUAAAUAAACAUUAAUUCCUCUUCUUUUGAAGUUUCCACAAAUGAAAAGCCUGUUCUUUAUGGGUGCAAAAUAAGCAAGGAAAAAUGCAGGAAAGUACAACUCAAUCACUAGUAGAUGUCAGCUCGUGCGCUGCACGUUUCUGUAGCUGUGACACUGCAGAUUAAGUAGUCAUUCAAACAUUAGAUUCUGUAAGCCACACACACCCAUUUCAAGACUACAACGCACAAGGUAACUACAGUGUCACCUAAUGGUAGAUAAAUACAUCAGAUACACUAGUGAUCUUCGGAGAAGUGGAAGAAUUGUUGACCAUGAGAGGGACCAAACAUAAGAGAGGCCAGUAAGGCAGUCAUAUAGGGAAGAGAAAAGUAAGCAGUGAUUUAUGUUCUUAUUUAUGUAUAAAGCUAACAAAUAAAACAGUUUUACCUCUUGCAGACAAUAUGUAGCUCCUCUUAUUUCUGCUAAUUAAAACCAAGACUUUAU